AUGUUGGUUCUGAGCAAGUUCUCAGCCUGGACACGUCCCUUCAGAGCGGAUGAUCCCAACGUCUUUGGCUUCUUUGAUGUCUUUCCCAAAAUACUUUAUACAAUGCGCAUUGUCAUGGACCAUUGUUUCUCCUUGACCAGUGUCCAGAAUGCGGAAUCGCCAUCCUCCUCUUCCUGCGUUUUCCACAGACUUACAGGUCUCAGAAUCCACAUUCGCCGAUUAAUCAUGUUUCCAGAAGACGUCUCAUCCUAUACGACCCACACUUUGGACUCCAGCAUCCCAAUUCUCCCAAUAUUCAGCGAGUCAUGCUUCGACACCUCCAUCGACUACCCUUCCCUACUCCUCUCCCUCCGCCUCUGCAGUCUGGCCCUGCAAACCAAAGAAACCCUCCGAUUCCUCUACGUCCUCUUCCUGAGCAAGCGUAAGUCCACCACCACAACCACCGGUAACCUCCACCUCGAAACCUCAGAAUCCCCCUUCGACAACACCUCACUAACCCCCUUCCAGACCCAACUCCUCCUCCAGAAACUCUCCCAACUCUCCCACCUCACAAACUUCCACAUCGACUCCGACCCCACCACCUCCGGCUCCGCAGAAACCCACAUCAACACCUCCCUCACCCACCCCUCAUUCCCCAAUGGCUACGGUUCCGAAAUCUUCCUCCCUCCCCUCCCCCUCCAAACCCUGGCCGAUCCCACUCUCGACCCGCCAGCACACCUCGCACUUUCGUACCAAAUCUCACAUAUCCUCCUUCACGAACUCGCACACGUGAUUUCCAAUGCCGUGGAUGGAAACAUUGAUCCGGAAGUUUUUUUCCCGGGAAUGGAGAAUUUCGCGAGUGAGUGGGGGUUCGCGAUGGAGGGGGUUGCGUUGGGAGGGGUUUUGGAACGGGUGAAGUUUGGGGAAGGAGGAGGCGCACCGUAUCGAUGGAGGGAUGGAGAGCGGGGUGGUUGUUGGAAGGAAUGUCGAAUUGAGAAGGCUUUGGGCUGGACGUUAUGGCCUUGUAAGCGUUUGGUGGCGCGGUAUUUGAGGCAUGGGGAUAAGAUUGGGGUGAGGGAGAAUUGGGAAAACUUUUGUAAGAGUUCUGAGGAGGAGGGGGUUGGGGAGGGGGAGAUUGAGGAGAUGGUUGUUUUGCCUUUUGAGUGUGUUUGGAAGGUUUUUCAGAGGCCGUUUUGGGAGGAGACUGUGGUUGAGGAGGGGAAGGAGGCGUUUCGGGUUGAGGGACGAGAGAGGUUUAAGAAGGUGGAGACCAAGAGGAAACGGGAGGUUGUGCUGGAGUAUGGGGAUGAGGAUGCGCCGGGGGAGACGGAUGAUGAGUAUGUGGAUGAGCAGAGAAGGAGGGCGAAGCGGAGGAUGUUCCAGAAAAUUUUCGGAAUGAUUUCAUACAUCGAUGCAGCGAAUUCAAAGUUUCUUAAGAUCUUUUGGUACUACGAGAAUGGAAAGCUGCAAGUCUUGACAACCAUCACGACACGCGAGGAAUCGAAUAUGGCGAGAGAAAUUGAGAAUGGUGAGUCAGUAAGUCCUAAACGAGAAGAAACUUUGAUAAUGGAGUGUGUGCGUGAAACUUUUCAUUUGAGGAGAUACUUCAUGAGUUUGCAAUGGGUAAUCCCCAGUUGA
Messenger RNA from Pseudocercospora fijiensis CIRAD86, 1617 nucleotides. RefSeq lists its product as uncharacterized. Bases 1 to 1617 code for a protein of 538 amino acids. The transcript is spliced from 7 exons. Lineage: Eukaryota; Fungi; Ascomycota; Dothideomycetes; Mycosphaerellales; Mycosphaerellaceae. The record is from RefSeq and is a predicted model, not a curated record.